Molecule: messenger RNA, 768 nt
Organism: Auxenochlorella protothecoides
Lineage: Eukaryota; Viridiplantae; Chlorophyta; Trebouxiophyceae; Chlorellales; Chlorellaceae
Product: Superoxide dismutase [Mn], mitochondrial
Exons: 5
Coding region: 1-768 (255 amino acids)
Biological process (GO): superoxide metabolic process
Molecular function (GO): metal ion binding; superoxide dismutase activity
Source: RefSeq, a predicted model, not a curated record
AUGUCUCUUACGAUCACCCUCGCCCUCUUUGCCCUGGCACUCUCGUCCCUCAGCGCACCAUGCGAUGCGCGCGUGCCCUCCCGCGACCUGCUUGCCUUCCAUGGCCGGAGCCUCCUGGAGUUCGAGAACAUCACCCUGCCGGAGCUGCCCUACGAGUACAGCGCCCUGGAGCCUGUCAUCAGCGCGGAGAUCAUGGAGCUGCACCAUGACAAGCACCACCGUGCCUUCCUCGCCGGUUUCAACACCGCGGUCGCCGGACUGAUCGCCGCCCAGGAUUCGAACAACGUCGCCAGCAUCGUCACGCUCACCUCCGCUCUUAACUUCAACGGAGGAGGUUGGAUCAACCACAACCUCUUCUGGCCAUCCCUCACCCCCGUCUCGAACUACACCGAGCUGUCUGGACCUCUUGGAGAGGCAAUCGAUGAGACCUGGGGAUCCUUUGACGCCUUUAAGACCGCUUUCAACACUGCCACCAUUGGCAUCCAGGUCCGUGACAUGAUUGUGGUGCGGCUGAUCAAGAUUUUCCAGGGAUCUGGCUGGGGCUGGCUCGCCGUCAACCCCGCCACCGGCGUGCUUUCCAUCACCACCACCGCCAACCAGGAUGCGCUCCAGCCCAGGACCGGCCUGGUGCCCCUCUUUGGAGUGGAUGUCUGGGAGCAUGCCUACUACCUCCAGUACUACAAUGUGCGUGCUGAUUACGUCAAUGCCAUCUGGCAGAUCAUCAAUUGGCCCGAGGUGGAGCAGCGGUAUGCGACUGCCACUGCCUAA